Cricetulus griseus (Chinese hamster) is the source of this 5221-nucleotide messenger RNA. Lineage: Eukaryota; Metazoa; Chordata; Mammalia; Rodentia; Cricetidae. The record is from RefSeq and is a predicted model, not a curated record.
UGGAAGGGGCCUCGAACUUCUGCGCCUCGGGGGAUGGGAACUACAAUUCCCAGAGAGCUCUGCGGCCGAGCUCCUCAGGCUGGUUUUUCAGAGCUCUGCUGCCCUGGGGUCUGUCCCUGCAGGCGCCGUGGCCUGAUUUGGCGGGAGGGGCGGCCCUGUGGGGGUCGUGCCUCCUGGUGCCAACCCGGGACGCCAGUCCUGGAGGCAAGGGUCAUUCAUGUUGUGGAGAAAACUAUGAACAUUUCAGAGAAUGUGCUCUCUUCUGGAUCCUCAUUAGCCUCACAGGUUCAUGCUGCAGCAGUGAAUGGAGAUAAGGGUGCCCUUCAGAGACUCAUUGUUGGAAACCCUUCUCUUAAAGACAAAGAAGACCAAUUUGGGAGAACUCCACUUAUGUAUUGUGUGUUGGCAGACAGAUUGGACUGUGCAGAUGCUCUUCUAAAAGCAGGAGCAGAUGUCAAUAAAACUGAUCAUAGCCGGAGAACAGCCCUCCACCUUGCAGCCCAAAAGGGAAAUUACCGCUUUAUGAAACUCUUGCUUACACGCAGAGCAAACUGGAUGCAGAAGGAUCUAGAAGAGAUGACACCUUUGCAUCUGACUACCCGGCAUAAAAGCCCCAAGUGUCUAGCCCUCCUGCUGAAGUUUAUGGCCCCUGGGGAGGUGGAUACACAGGACAAAAACAAGCAAACAGCUUUGCACUGGAGCGCCUACUACAACAACCCAGAGCAUGCGAAGCUGCUCAUCAAGCAUGACUCCAACAUUGGGAUUCCUGACAUGGAAGGCAAGAUUCCACUCCACUGGGCAGCCAACCAUAAAGAUCCAAGCGCUGUGCACACAGUGAGAUGCAUCCUGGAUGCUGCCCCAACAGAGUCUUUAUUGAACUGGCAAGACUACGAGGGCCGCACACCUCUUCACUUCGCGGUGGCUGAUGGAAACCUAACGGUGGUGGAUGUCUUGACCUCCUAUGAAAGCUGCAACAUAACAUCUUACGAUAACUUAUUUCGAACCCCACUUCACUGGGCAGCCUUACUAGGCCAUGCACAGAUUGUCCAUCUCCUUUUAGAAAGAAACAAGUCUGGAACUAUCCCUUCUGACAGCCAAGGAGCAACACCCUUACACUAUGCAGCUCAGAGUAACUUUGCUGAAACAGUUAAAGUGUUUUUAAAGCAUCCUUCAGUGAAAGAUGAUUCCGACCUGGAAGGAAGAACAUCCUUCAUGUGGGCAGCAGGGAAAGGCAGUGAUGACGUGCUCAGGACUAUGCUGAGUUUAAAAUCUGACAUUGACAUUAACAUGGCAGACAAGUAUGGAGGCACAGCUUUACAUGCUGCUGCCCUUUCUGGCCAUGUCAGCACCGUGAAAUUAUUAUUGGACAAUGAUGCUCAAGUAGAUGCUACUGACGUCAUGAAACACACUCCACUCUUCCGAGCCUGUGAGAUGGGGCACAAAGAUGUGAUUCAGACACUUAUUAAAGGUGGAGCAAGGGUAGAUCUGGUUGACCAAGAUGGACAUUCACUUCUUCACUGGGCAGCACUGGGGGGAAAUGCUGAUGUCUGCCAGAUACUGAUAGAAAAUAAGAUCAACCCAAAUGUGCAGGAUUAUGCAGGAAGAACGCCUCUUCAGUGUGCUGCAUACGGAGGGUACAUCAACUGCAUGGCUGUGCUCAUGGAAAACAACGCAGAUCCCAACAUCCAAGACAAAGAGGGACGAACAGCUUUGCACUGGUCCUGUAAUAAUGGCUACCUUGAUGCAAUUAAAUUACUGCUAGAUUUUGCUGCUUUCCCUAACCAGAUGGAGAACAACGAGGAGAGGUACACACCCCUUGAUUAUGCAUUGCUUGGUGAGCGCCAUGAGGUGAUCCAGUUCAUGCUGGAACAUGGUGCCCUGUCUAUCGCAGCUAUACAAGACAUUGCUGCCUUCAAAAUCCAAGCUGUCUACAAAGGAUACAAGGUCAGAAAGGCCUUCCGGGACCGCAAAAACCUCCUCAUGAAGCAUGAACAGCUGAGAAAAGACGCUGCAGCUAAAAAACGGGAGGAGGAAAGCAGGAGGAAGGAAGCUGAACAGCAAAAAGGACAGCUGAGCACAAAUCCCCCCAGACUCCAAGUUCCUUCCUGUCCACCCAGCCCCAAGAACAAGGCCAGCAAGCAGAGUGCAGCCUCUAGCAAACAGCCAUCUGCUGACCACACAGUCAAGGACCCUGACCCGGAGCACAGCAGAAGGUCUUCAGGCCGAUGCCCAGGCAGGGCCUCCCACAGAGAUUAUUCCUCAGACCUUCAGGGAACAGCCUCCAGGAAGCCCAAUGAAACACCCAGGGAACACUGCAGACGUUCCUCUGCCUGUGUGCACCUCAGAUCCUGUGAAGGCGGUGAUGGCUCCAGGCAUCGGGGAGCAUCCUCUGUGGAGAAGAGCAGAGGUGAGACCAAUGGCGAGCACCAGUGUGACAAGGGACCAAUCAGGACUGGGCAGCCCUUGUCCUUUGGGUCAGCCCAGCCUGCUGAGAGAGGAGAGGACUCCAGCCCUGCAAGUGCUUCCCAGCAGGACAGCCCCAGGAAGCCCAGCAAAAGGCAGGACAGAGCCCCCAGGCCCGGAGGUGCUCCUCAGAAAAGGUGCACGCACCAGCUCAGAGACAGGUGCUCCCCAGCUGGGUCCAGCCGGCCUGGCAGUGCCAGGGGGGACAUUGCCUAUACUGAACAGAGCCCUCUCCAUCAUCGCACACCAAGAACCAAGGUGACCCAGGACAAGCUUAUAGGAGGGGUCUCCUCAGAUUUGCCAUUCAGCACAGAAGAGUUGAGGUCAGGAUGCAAGAUGCUAUGUGAGGACAUUCUGGCAUCUACAGAGAGUGAUGUGGUUCAUGGCCCCCCACCUGGACAGACUGUGAACAUUCACCUUCUUCCUGUAGAGCAGCGCCUGCAGAUAAUCCAGAGGGAGCGAAGUAGGAAAGAGCUGUUUCGCAGAAAGAACAAGGCAGCAGCCGUCAUCCAGCGAGCCUGGCGAAGCUACCAGCUCAGGAAGCAUCUGUCUCGUCUUCUGCACAUGGAGCAGCUCAGAGCCGGAGACGUGCUUAGAUGUAGCCAAGUGUGCACAGCCCUGCUCCUCCAGGUCUGGAGGGCAGAAGUGGAACUCAAGUUCCCAAAGUCCAUCUCCGUCAGCAGAGUGCCCAAAAGUUCAUCCAAAGGCAUGUCGACCACGAAGUCUGCCAGGCAUGCUGUGCUCAGGCAGAUCUACGGUUGCUCUCAAGAAGGGAAAGUACAUCAUGCCAUCAAAUCUUCCAAAGGCCCUCCUGUGCUGCCUCUCAAUUCAGUGAACAGUUUGCAGUCUAUACAUCUUGACAACAGUGGAAGAUCAAAGAAGUUUUCUUACAACCUGCAACCAGCCAGUCAAUCAAAGAACAAGCCCAAGCUUUGACCCUGGGGAAAGGCAGAACCAGUGUGGAGUUCUGCACUCUAUCAGCUGUCUCUCACUCAUGAGAAAGCUUCACUGUCUGUAGCUAAAGCCUUACUAUAAGGAAUAUGAGGUAGAACUCAGACGAUGUUCCAGUGUUUCCUCCCGGUGCACAGUCAAAGGACCGGAGCAGACUUUGCUUGUGUGGACUGCCUAGCUGUGUGCUUCACCUCAGUCAGUGUGGCUGGAAAUGAGAACCAACACUACCUGAACAAAGGAACUUUGGGUUGGUAUUCCUGACAGUUAACUGGCACCAGCCUUGUUUUUUCACUCUAGAGAACCUCAGUGAGAUGGGAAACCCGUGCUACCCCAGCCACCUUCAACUUUACUUUUAGAGACUUCCCAGAAGACUGAAAGUACACUGUUGAUCCCUUAGUUCUGUUUCCAAAUUGACCCUGGAAAGCUACAAGAUGCAGCCUUGUGCCCACUCACUCUCUCUGACUGGGGAUAAUAUCACAGCAUCAAGAAACCAGUAGGACAGGGCUCACAACACAGUGAGCCAAAGCAGGUCUCUCAUCCACUUGGCAUCUUCUGACCAACUUGCUGAACUAAGCAGUUUUCCCGGAGUGCCAUUUCUUCUGGGGAAGUAACCACCUUCUGGCUCUCUAAGAGCAAUUGGCUUAAAUAAAGUCUAAGUGACAAGAGGCACAAUCAACAGCAGGCCACUCCUGUGCUAACAGUAAAGCACAUGAAGCAGUGUUUACCUCAUUGAAUUACCUUGAUGUUUAGUUUAGAAAAUUAUAUUCAGAAUUAUAAAAAUAGGUUUACCUAGAUGUGAUCACAGAGAUUCAGCUAAUUUGUUGAUAAGUGAAUGAAGGCACCAUAGAUUUCUAUAUGUACUGUGAACAUCUAGCUCUUACGAAAUUCAAAAUGUGCUAGUCUAGACAAACAAUGUGAUAGCACUGAGAACUCUUAGGCCUUAUUUUCCCACUUCAGUACAAAGGUAGCUCAUGAACAACUUUUUUCAAAGUUUAGCUUUAAUGACAAACAUCUUUUACAUCAUCAGUCUUUCUUCAAAAUAAAAUGGCUGUGCAUGAACAAUUUCAAACAGGAGGUACCACGGUGCUUCUUCAAUACAAUGCAUUCAAUAUACUAGGUCCCUGGGGAUGGCCACUGAUGUACACGCUGAAGCAGUAAUGUAAGUCUGUAAGCCACUGCUCCUGAACACUACCACUCUUCAAAGUCUGCAAAGAAAAAGAAAAGGUAAUUUAAAUUGAGAACAGUACUACAUGAACACAUUUUUCAUGGCCUAUGUAGAAGUAUCCUUCCCACCGGACAGUGCUGGUACAAGCCUUUAAUCCCAACACCUGGGAGGCAGAAGGAUCUCAGUGAGUUUGAGGCUAGCCCUGUGUACAGAGCAAGUUCCAGGACAGGCAGGAUGUAUGGGGGUGCAUGCACAUGCACGCAACGCACACACACACACACCCUCCUCCAGAGAAACCAGAGGAAGUCAUCUUAAAAUAGAAAGCUAUCAACUACUGGGUGUUGCUACAGCUGAUGAAAAUUCCUCUUUAUGUCCUUAUAGGUUCAAAUUAUGAAAUGGCUCCCACCAGCUCAGAUGUUUGAAUAAUUGGUCCCCACCUAGUAUUGCUGUUUUGGAAGCUAAGAACUUGUACGUACUCUGAGCCUACUUAUGGUCCAAGCUCCCUACUUUCUGACCCACUAAGUUGUAAACCCCUCCUAGCAAACUCCCACUGCCAGAGAUGCAUCCCAGCCACAGUGCGUAUUCCACAAUAAUAGACGAUGCCCUCUUAAACUGUCAAAUAAAGUCUUUUCUUUUAAAUUA